Miscanthus lutarioriparius is the source of this 2571-nucleotide messenger RNA. Lineage: Eukaryota; Viridiplantae; Streptophyta; Magnoliopsida; Poales; Poaceae. The record is from the annotation of a GenBank genome assembly.
AUGGCGGCCACCGCGCGGCUUCUUCCUGCCUUCGCCGCCGCGGCGGCGGCGCUGUUGCUGCUGCUCUGCCUCGCGGGCGGCGCGCGGGCGACCAACGUGACGUACGACCACCGCGCGCUGGUCAUCGACGGCGUGCGGCGCGUGCUCGUCUCCGGUUCCAUCCACUAUCCACGGAGCACACCCGACAUGUGGCCGGGGAUCAUCCAGAAGGCCAAGGACGGCGGCCUGGACGUCAUCGAGACUUACGUCUUCUGGGACAUCCACGAGCCCGUCCGGGGACAGUACGACUUCGAGGGCCGCAAGGACCUGGCCGCGUUCGUCAAGACCGUCGCCGACGCCGGCCUCUACGUGCACCUCCGCAUCGGGCCCUACGUCUGCGCCGAGUGGAACUACGGAGGCUUCCCGCUGUGGCUGCACUUCAUCCCCGGCAUCAAGUUCCGCACCGACAACGAGCCUUUCAAGGCGGAGAUGCAGCGCUUCACCGCCAAGGUGGUGGACACCAUGAAGGGGGCGGGGCUCUACGCGUCGCAGGGCGGGCCCAUCAUCCUGUCCCAGAUCGAGAACGAGUACGGCAACAUCGACUCGGCGUACGGGGCGCCCGGGAAGGCGUACAUGCGGUGGGCGGCCGGGAUGGCCGUCUCGCUCGACACCGGCGUGCCCUGGGUCAUGUGCCAGCAGACCGACGCGCCGGACCCCCUCAUCAACACCUGCAACGGCUUCUACUGCGACCAGUUCACGCCCAACUCCGCCGCCAAGCCCAAGAUGUGGACCGAGAACUGGAGCGGCUGGUUCCUCUCCUUUGGCGGCGCCGUCCCCUACCGCCCAGUCGAGGACCUGGCCUUCGCCGUCGCCAGGUUCUACCAGCGCGGCGGCACCUUCCAGAACUACUACAUGUACCAUGGAGGGACCAACCUCGACCGCAGCUCAGGGGGACCCUUCAUCGCCACGAGCUACGACUACGAUGCCCCCAUCGACGAGUAUGGACUAGUCAGGGAGCCAAAGUGGGGCCACUUAAGGGAUGUGCACAAGGCCAUAAAGCUCUGCGAACCAGCGCUCAUAGUAACUGAUCCAUCAUACACUUCUCUAGGUCCAAAUGCUGAGGCAGCGGUAUACAAGACUGGUUCAGUUUGCGCAGCAUUCCUUGCCAACAUAGAUGGUCAAUCUGAUAAAACCGUCACCUUCAAUGGGAGGAUGUACAGGCUCCCUGCGUGGUCUGUCAGCAUCCUUCCUGACUGCAAGAAUGUGGUACUUAACACAGCUCAGAUCAAUUCUCAAGUGACGAGUUCAGAAAUGAGAUACUUGGAAUCGAGCAACGUGGCAUCAGAUGGCUCAUUCAUCACGCCAGAACUGGCAGUAUCUGGCUGGAGCUAUGCCAUAGAGCCUGUAGGUAUCACAAAGGACAAUGCACUGACAAAGGCUGGACUGAUGGAGCAGAUAAACACCACAGCCGAUGCCAGUGAUUUCCUCUGGUACUCAACAAGCAUCACAGUUAAAGGUGAUGAACCCUAUCUAAAUGGCAGCCAGUCCAAUCUGGUUGUCAACUCACUUGGACAUGUUCUUCAGGUCUACAUCAAUGGUAAAAUUGCAGGAAGUGCACAAGGUAGUGCAAGCAGCUCACUCAUCUCAUGGCAGAAACCAAUUGAACUUGUACCUGGGAAGAACAAAAUAGAUCUUCUAAGUGCAACAGUUGGGCUGUCGAAUUAUGGUGCAUUCUUCGACCUAGUAGGUGCUGGAAUUACUGGGCCAGUAAAGCUGAGUGGAACAAAUGGUGCGCUUGAUCUGUCUUCUGCAGAAUGGACAUACCAGAUUGGACUCAGAGGAGAAGAUUUGCACCUAUAUGAUCCUUCAGAAGCCUCACCAGAAUGGGUCUCAGCCAAUGCUUAUCCAAUCAAUCAACCACUGAUUUGGUACAAGACCAAGUUCACGCCUCCUGCUGGUGAUGAUCCUGUUGCAAUUGACUUCACGGGAAUGGGGAAAGGCGAAGCAUGGGUGAACGGACAGAGCAUUGGUCGAUACUGGCCAACAAAUCUGGCUCCACAGAGUGGCUGCGUCAACUCGUGCAACUAUAGAGGAAGCUACAAUUCAAACAAAUGCCUCAAGAAGUGUGGCCAGCCAUCACAGACUUUGUACCAUGUUCCCCGUUCAUUUCUCCAACCAGGCAGCAAUGAUCUAGUCCUUUUCGAGCAAUUUGGUGGUGACCCAAGCAAGAUAUCCUUUGUGAUAAGGCAGACAGGAAGUGUGUGCGCACAAGUAUCAGAGGCACAUCCAGCCCAAAUUGAUAGCUGGAAUUCUUCUCAACAGACGAUGCAGAGAUAUGGACCUGCACUUCGCCUGGAAUGCCCAAAAGAUGGCCAGGUCAUCAGCAGCAUCAAGUUUGCAAGCUUUGGGACACCGAGCGGCACAUGUGGAAGCUACAGCCACGGCGAAUGCAGCAGCACUCAGGCUCUCUCAGUUGUUCAGGAGGCUUGCAUCGGAGUGAGCAGCUGCAGCGUGCCAGUGUCAUCGACUUACUUUGGAAAUCCAUGCACAGGGGUCACAAAAAGCCUUGCGGUUGAAGCUGCAUGUUCGUGA